Toxorhynchites rutilus septentrionalis is the source of this 1801-nucleotide messenger RNA. Its product is annotated as dual specificity protein phosphatase 18-like. Gene Ontology annotation, cellular component: cytoplasm. The transcript is spliced from 3 exons. Lineage: Eukaryota; Metazoa; Arthropoda; Insecta; Diptera; Culicidae. The record is from RefSeq and is a predicted model, not a curated record. Gene Ontology annotation, molecular function: protein tyrosine/serine/threonine phosphatase activity. Gene Ontology annotation, biological process: protein dephosphorylation. The coding region runs from base 397 to 1248 and encodes 283 amino acids.
GAUUCCGAGGCAUUCCAUUCUUUCGUUCAGUCGCAUGUUGAAUUUUGAGUACACAACAAGCAAAACUUCGCUCCAAGCUUCAGUUAGAAUCGGAUCAAAAGCAAAUAUUAUACUUUUCAGUGAUAUAUUAUUCUAUGACUGGACUCUUGCAUACGGUAGACGGGCCCAGAAUUCCGAGGUGUGACCUUUGAACCGGUAUUGAUUUUUACCCCAGCUGUAGCCGAGAGUGCAUUAAAUCAGUAGUGAAAGGAAACAGAAGUGCAAUUAUACUUUGAUAAAUCGCGGAUUUGCGAAAGAAUAUUUAAGGUGUUGUUUCAUGCCAAGAUACAAAUCCCUCAUUAAUUAGUGCACCGAGUGAGUGGAACCGAGAUCGAGAAUUUAGCGGAAAAGAGAAAAAUGAAAGUAGUAAACAUCAACAGUGUGAAUCAUCAGCACCAUCUGGAUAGUCUGCAGACAACGCUAAUGGAGGAUCCAAUCACCCCGAAGGCAACAUCGGAUGUGGUCGAGAGUGCUUCCUCUAGUCGUGACUCGGGGGGUGACAGUCAUGGGGGUGGUGGCUGCUACCCGAACAUCGCGCUACCAGGACCAAAAUCCAAUCAUAUCCAGGCUCUUUUUGCACGACUUGAAAAUCCCCAAUCGACGGUUGCCUCAUCAAGCGGCAGUUCUUCCUUGUUCUCCAUCAGCGGCGUGUCAAAACUUUUGAAAAAUCUGUACCUAUGUGGCGGAAGUGCAGCAAGCGUACCGAUGAUGAAACAGCUGGGCGUGAGUCUAGUGAUAAAUGCAACGACUGAAGCGGAACUUCCCAACACUCCACUGCCCUGUGAUGAAACAACCGGUUAUCUUCGGGUACCGGUCAAAGACAACCGUGAGGAGGAUUUGGAACGAUACUUCGAUCAGAUUGCUGACAGAAUUGAACAGGAGUAUCAACGUGACGGUGUGAUCUUGGUCCAUUGCGUUGCCGGCGUUAGCCGAUCAGCGUCCCUAUGUCUGGCUUACCUCAUCAAAUACCACCAGAUGAGUCUGAAAGACGCGUACAACCACGUGAAAACGAAAAGACCACAAAUCAGACCUAACGUUGCAUUCGUGAAGCAACUGAUGGAGUACGAGUUCAAACAGCACGGUACACGUUCCGUAUCGAUGGUAUACUGUCACGCUUUGGACCAGGAGCUUCCCGAUAUCUACGAGCCAGAAUUUCGAACGAUGGAAAUGCUGUAUCAAAAGUUCCGAAGGAACAUCGCGAAGCGUUAGGGCUUACGAUAAGAUUUCCCAAAAAGGUUCGAAAUAUAUUCCUGUCUCUCGUAAGAUGGCGGCCGUUCGCUAUUUACCGGCCGACUAUAGGUUUAAGACCUCGGAAAUGUUCAAAUAUUUAAUCAAGCUGAUACUGAUAAUGUUUACUCACAAGUAUUGAUUACAGCAUGUAUACUUUCGGAUUAAUAUGUAAGAAUGCGUAGAAUUCAUAGGCAUAAGACGUCCACCGUUUCCUUCGUUAAGACUAUAUCUCUUUCUGUCUUCUUUCGGCCCAGUAGCAUACUGUUAUAGGGACCAGUUUCUAGAGUUCGUUUGAGAUUAUUCCCAAUAGGUUUAAUGAUUCUCCUUAAGACAUAGCGUAACAGAAAGAUAAUGAGAAUGUGAUUUUUCUAUUCGUCGACUAUUGUGAUGUGAGAAUACCCGGCACUGAAAAUCAUAUUUUGUGUUCUGUUUGAUUACCCACAUAUGUGAGCGAAUAGUUCGAUUCACGCAGAUAGUGUGUGAUAUAUUCAAAAUGUAGAAUAUCAAUAAAGCGAUUGAACGUGAAAAAUUA